AUGAAAAGACAUCAUCGUAUUCACAGUGGUUCUACACCCUAUAAAUGUGAUUUAUGUGGACAAUCAUUUCGACAUUAUAAUAGUUUAACUGUUCAUAAACGUAUGCAUACUGGACAACGACCUUAUGUUUGUGAUAUCUGUGGAAGAUCGUAUGUUUUGAUGUCACAUUUAAAAGCUCAUCGAGAAACACACGGAGGAGGAAAACGUAGGGAAUGUGAUUUGUGUGAUAUGUCGUAUGCUAGUGCCAAUGGUUUACGUCGUCAUAAAGCUAAGGUUCAUAAAGGGGGUAAAAAAUGUGAAUAUUUAGAGGAAGUACAGGAACAGGAAGAUAUUAUUAUUGAAUUACCAGUAGAACAAGUUGAAUAUUUUACAGUUUAA
Lottia gigantea (owl limpet) is the source of this 378-nucleotide messenger RNA. RefSeq lists its product as hypothetical. The coding region runs from base 1 to 378 and encodes 125 amino acids. The transcript has a single exon. Gene Ontology annotation, molecular function: DNA-binding transcription factor activity, RNA polymerase II-specific; RNA polymerase II transcription regulatory region sequence-specific DNA binding. Gene Ontology annotation, cellular component: nucleus. NCBI's taxonomy places the organism in Eukaryota, Metazoa, Mollusca, Gastropoda, Lottiidae. Gene Ontology annotation, biological process: regulation of transcription by RNA polymerase II. The record is from RefSeq and is a predicted model, not a curated record.